Cylas formicarius (sweet potato weevil) is the source of this 964-nucleotide messenger RNA. RefSeq lists its product as uncharacterized. The coding region runs from base 83 to 571 and encodes 162 amino acids. The record is from RefSeq and is a predicted model, not a curated record. NCBI's taxonomy places the organism in Eukaryota, Metazoa, Arthropoda, Insecta, Coleoptera, Brentidae. The transcript has a single exon.
AUAUGUAAUUCAUUUUAGAGGAUCUUAUCGCAGUUCAGUUUGAAACCGCAUUCUGCAAUAACCAACCGCACAGCAGGAGAAGAUGGUUAUUCCGAUCGACAAGUCUAAACUUUAUUCCACUUGCCCCGUAAAUUAUGUGGGUAACAAUAUGAACCUCCAAUUUUCCACAAAUUAUAAAUUCUUGUUAAUUACCGGGAACAACAUUAGCGUGGACAUCGGAAAGAAUUACGGCUUGCUUAAAGUGUUGGGUAACAACUGCAAGGUGAAUAUUGCAGAGUGCCAUGGAUUUGUGGAUUACUGUGGAAACAACGGGCGAAUUGCGGUAUCUGGUAAAAUAGAUGAUGAUACGAUCAGUUAUUCUGGAAACAACGGCAACAUUAUCACUGAAGUUUAUUCCAAAUGGAAUAGUGAUGUGAAGAAAUAUCCGACUCAGCAGGUUUGCUCGAGUUUUGAAAAUUGUUUUCCCAGCGCACCGUUGAUAAUAGAAAAUAACGUCCUUAGAGCUUCGAGAAGUAUCAAAAUGCCCCAGAUAGUGUUCGGUAGGCAUUUCAUCAAAAUCAACAAUUACUAGUUGUUAUCGACGAUUAGAUAGUUGGAUUUGAAAUGCCGAAUAUAUAGUUUGGUUUUGAAGACUUCGUCUUAGUUUUAAGUUCUAGCGCAAUAUGUAAUAACAUUUUUAAUUAUUCAUUUAAUACUACAUAAAAUUUUAAGAAAACCUAAAAUAACCAAAACUAAAAUUAUGCAAACGAUGAUACUGUACAUGAAUAAUGUAGUUGUUAGCGACAAUUAUUUUUAUGAUUGCCAGUUUGAUCGUAUGGUUAAUCGAUGGUUUUGAAUAACAGUGAAUUUUAUAUGCUAUUUUUUCAGGUUUAGUUUCUGAGUUUCUGAGCUGGUUAAAUAGAUAGUUUAAUAAUCUUGUUUUCCAAUUUAUUUCUACAACAAAUAAAUAUUAUCUUUAUAACUC